Messenger RNA from Fragaria vesca subsp. vesca, 1256 nucleotides. RefSeq lists its product as uncharacterized. The transcript is spliced from 4 exons. The coding region runs from base 165 to 956 and encodes 263 amino acids. The record is from RefSeq and is a predicted model, not a curated record. NCBI's taxonomy places the organism in Eukaryota, Viridiplantae, Streptophyta, Magnoliopsida, Rosales, Rosaceae.
AGACAAUUAUGGUUGAAGUGUUAAACGAACUCAGAAAUACAAAACUCUUGAUCUGAUGGGAGCUCGUGUUUUGUGUGAGACGAUGGUAGAUACUCAUACGACAACAUCCAACCUCAAACACAUCUGAUCGCAGCCUCGUCGUUGUCGUCGUCGUCGUCGGAGCCAUGCCGGGUCCCGGUCCUCACCUGAUGUACGCCAUGGGUUCGGGUCUAGCUCUCACCACUCUCACCAACGGUAGGUUCAGCCCCCACCACACCCUCAUCUACACCAUCAACUCCUUCUUCGGCCCCGACAUCGGAUCCUUCACCGAAUGGCUCGCCUCCCUCGUCGGUGGCUUCGGCUCUGACUUCGGCUCCGAGCUCGCUGACGCCAUCCACCACCCUUUCUACUACGUCAUCAUUCUCGGCCUCCCUCUCUCUAUUCUCUACUCUUGGAUCUCCACAUUCUUCCUCCUCAAUCGCCUCCUCGAUUCCUUUCCUCCGGUGCCCUUAUCGAAGUUGCAGUGCAUCUUGUUGGUGUCAGCUGGUUCUUUCUCGCACUUUUUCCUAGAUCACUUGUUCGAGGAAAAUGGGCAUUCUGGUACAUAUAAAUGGAUUUUGAGCACUGGUUGGUGGGAGGGCCGUGCACCUAUUAAUCCAGAUGCUGUAGUUGUUAUUGGCAUUUUAUGCACGGCCUUAAUUGGUGGUUUUAUAUACAUCAACAGAGUUAAGCCUCCCAAGUCUGGUAAUAAACAAUCAUCAAUUGAAUCCUUGAAACUAAUCAUCAUUAUAGCGACCCUGUACUGCUUUUGGUGCGCAAGCCAAAUAUACUUGAUUGAUCCUCGUAGGCCAGCAGUUGGUGAAGAAGCUGAUCUUGGGGUUCUCGUGUUUCUAGCCACUUAUCUCUUUUUCCCUCAUUUUUUGUGUAUAUUGUCCAUGCACACAAGAGGUUAUGAUGGAUUGCAGCUUCCAAAAUAACAAUAUAGUCAUAUUGAUAAAGAGGACAUGCCACGCUUGCUUUCGAGUAAAACCAGAGUAGAUUUCCCAAGCAAUUGCCACAGCCCUGAGUUCUGUUAUGUUGUAGCUUGCUACUGUGAUUCAUCAGGUAUAUUUCAAGUUUUUAUCUUUUAUUUUUUGUCCUGAUAUAUAAUUUGUAAUUAUAGCUGUACUGAUAGCUGUACCUUGUAAUUCACUAUGAUGAAGCUUGAAUUUCUGCUGAUUUUCUUGUGGAAACCCUUCAUCUUGUAGUAUCUCAACAAAUGAUUACUACUUUUCGGA